Messenger RNA from Microdochium trichocladiopsis, 5913 nucleotides. Its product is annotated as Rap1-interacting factor 1 N terminal-domain-containing protein. The record is from RefSeq and is a predicted model, not a curated record. The transcript is spliced from 2 exons. Gene Ontology annotation, biological process: telomere maintenance. NCBI's taxonomy places the organism in Eukaryota, Fungi, Ascomycota, Sordariomycetes, Xylariales, Microdochiaceae. Gene Ontology annotation, cellular component: nucleus. Bases 327 to 5663 code for a protein of 1778 amino acids.
CUGUCAUUGAGGCUGCACCCUUCGUGAAAGGAAAGCUCUGAGCUGCACUUGACAGUUGCAGAUUCUUUUGCAGCUUUCGACCCCAUCAUCACAGCGGGCACCGCAGUCGCCGACACUGCCCAUACACACGCCUCUACUACAUUCGCUUCUGGGGGUCACUCGACGUUCGCUCUCUCACACGCCAUCGCCAUUGGGGUCCAAUAAUUCCAAGCCAAUUCGCGGACGAAGGCACAGUCACUUCGACAGGCGUAUGACCGAUUUCGGCCUCCAGAGUCUGAAGCUUUUAGCUUGGGCCUCUCGACAGCGGCCGCUGAGUUGUGGCAGCCAUGGUCGUGCCUCCUGGUUCCGCCACUGGGGGCCUCGAAUCACUGCCUGCUCGACCGCCCACACCACCACGCGAGACUCAGCAGCAGCAGCAUAGAGCACAAAAUCACUCCCGACCACUCCAUCCGCUGCUCAAUCUGCAGACGCCACCGGGGCACUCCCCUGUGUCUCCCUCCGAUUCCUCACUUCCAACAUCCCAACGUCUACGCAAAAGAGUCGGCUUCACAGGCCACGCCGACUAUCAAGAGCCUCCGGUAUAUUCCGACAAGAAGAAUGUUGAGGUUGUUAAGCAACCGACCCCAAUAUCUCUACCUUCAUCUGCAACCUCAACCAGACCUUUGAAGUCGAUUCUCAAGCCAUCCCCGGCAAGAAAUCCUUUAGACCCAGGGGCGGGUGACACUUCAGACGGGGCUCGGGCCAACUUGGCCACUAUGCUGGAGUCAACAAUAAAGCAGCUCGCAGGAGCAGAUCGAGAUUGCAAAGUCGAUGCUUAUAUGAUGCUGGUUCGAGCCUUGAAGGUCUCGAAUAACCUUCCCGAUCGCAUCGCUCUGCAAGACAAGAUGAGCCUCUUCGCGCAAUUCAUUCAGCGUGACAUAACCACCAAAAGCUCAGGCGGCGGGAUUGAUUCGUCUCUCACCAAUCAUGCCCUUACUUUGCUCGUCACAUUUCAGCAUUUCCCUGCCAUUGCCUCAACUCUCACGAAUGACUUUGGCGUGUUCAUCAUCGAUCACUGCAUUCGAUCCUUCGAGGACGCAUCAGUACCCAAAGAUGUGGUCCGUCACCUGAUGCAGGUCGUUGCUUCGCAGGAGUUUUCCCCUAAGGUCAUGACGGCGGAUCGAGUGGGCCGGCUUGUAUCGGCUCUUCACAACAUUGAAAAUCACCUCAAGGGCAAGAGUAUCAUAAUGUCUCGCAUCAUCAUCUAUCGCAAGCUCGUCAAGCAGUCGAGGCAGCACAUGCUGAUGCACUCAGACUGGCUCCUUGAUCUAUUCACCGACAUGCUGAGCACUUUGAAGGAGAUCCGGUCCUCAGCCAUCGCCUUGGGCUUCGACACUUGUCUCACCCUGGGCAAAGAGAAGCAACUAUCUAAAAGAGUGCUGGAAAUCCUCCAGGUCUCUGUCGACGACACCAAAUACAUCGAAUACUACAUUGAGCGACUGAAGGCCAUGGCGAAGGACAAAGCAGACUCGGCCGUUGUCCCUCAGAUUUGGAGCGUAGUCGUGCUUUUGCUCCGCUAUCCAGUCGACCGGUGGGAGUACUUCGUACCAUGGCUUGACAUUAUUCAGAAAUGCUUCAACUCUAGUGACUGGCAGACCAAGCACGAAGCAAAUCUCGCCUGGAACCGGCUCGUGUACACCUUACAUCAGAACGAGACUUCGUUCUUCAAGACGCUUGGCACAAUGUGCCAGCCAUUUGUUAGCCAAUUGCGGCGAAAGGUCACCGGAGCGAAGCAAGGGGAUCUCAGACAAACGGUGCUCGGAAGUAUCUGCAACCUGUACUACUACGCCUUCAAGCCCAACACGAACCCUACACAUCUCGAUACGCUUUGGAAGACUUGCAUUGUACCGAUUGUCAACCAGCUUGGGGCCAUCGAGAACGAAUUGAAAGGGCCGGAGAAGUACAUAUCUGGCACCACCACCGAUAAUGUCACGCAUGCUGCAACAUUACUGACAGGGAUAUUUGAUUCCUCGACGGCCCGUUUGUGGAAAGAGGAUCGCGUUUUUGACAAAGCGCUAGUCACGCCAGCUGAACUCCCAGCUCUAGAUCCCAAAUGGAUCCGUCGGAAUGCAGCCAAAGUUUUUCUCGUCGUAUCCCCCAUUUUGGAGGUCAGCUUCCUGAACCUUUCCGAUCCAAACUCGAACGCUUCUAAACUCUGGCGCACCAUUGUGAAUGCUGUUGUGGCAGCUUCUUCAAAAGAGGUUAAAGUGUCUACCGAUACAGCCGUGUUUAUAGGUAGCGCACUCAGCUUUCUUCUACGGAUCUGGUCCUCUGGCCUAGACGAUGCGGACAUCGCCCAAAGCCGACGCUUCCUCAACGCAGUGCAGCAGUACAUUACUGCCAUGCUCAGUUGCCUCGGUCUACUCCCUUUCACGGAGAAGCAGCUUUCAAUGAGCAAGCAAAACAUGUUUGUUCCUGCAGCAACUCCAUCUCACCGAGAUGUGAAAGGCCACGCAAGCACAAAAUCGCCCCUUUGUCAUCUUUUCUGGAUACUUUCGACGCCGCCGCCAAAUAUUCCAGACGAUGAGCACAUGCACACUAUGGUCGUGUCCGUCCUCUCUCCAUUCUUCGCCACGCGUCCUGUAUUUGCUCGUCGAGACUUGGCUCACGAACUCAUGCACUCUCUACCUCAGGAGUCGAGCUCAGUGUCAGCGACCUGGCAAUUCAUUGCGGGGAUUCUUGAGACUGCGCUCAUCAACAGUAAGGACAGUCACUCAAGCAUAUCCUCAUCCGGUGAGCCCGCCAUCGGGCAUCAAUAUCGGGGCAUUGUCAAGCACCUGGAACGUGGAUUGGUCGCCACACCAAAUCUACAACGGACAUAUUGGCAAUCUCUUUUGGCUGCAGUCACUGACUGUGCCGUCGAGGAGACGGGAUUUGCGGGCUGUGCCGUAGCUGUUAUCGAGCCACUUGCGAAAGCAGCAGUUGAUCUCAUCUCGCAUAGUACCGAGUCGCUGUCGGAUCACAUCCAUAAUGUUGGUUGCGAGCUCAUCAGCCGCUCGACGCAGCCCCAUGAUCGUCAGGCUCUUGAGACCGCUCGAAGACGACUCUGGGGCACCUUAGCUGCUGGGACACGUUCUGCCUCACUCGAUCCCUUUGACAACCUAUAUCGUUUGAUUAACAGCCUCCUGAUGUGUAGUUACAACAAAGUUGAUACUGCAGGCUUCGAGGAGCCGGCGGUCCGCAUGCUGAGCGAGAUUACAGCAUUUUUGGCACGGUCAAACACCCAGCUAGCCCUGGGUAGCCUCCUUGCGAUUCAGUCGGGCAUCUCGCGUUGGCUCCGAGAUGCGGACAGUAGGUAUGACAGCAAGCAAUCUUCGCCGGUGUAUAAUGCGGUGCAAGCGUUAUGGGACCGAGUAUGCUGCGUCUUCGGCGGGUCCGAAGGUCUCAGACAAACAGGGUUGUCCUCCGUCGAGCUUCUUCUCUGUGCUGCGUUUGGAAGCAAGCAUGCCAAUCUGGUUAAAUCUACAGCAGCACUUUGGAACCAGGCUUUCGAGCACGAGGAAGCAGUGGACUAUCCUGAGAAGCUGAAAGAUGUUCUCCUAGCUGUUCAUACAUAUGCCGACAUUGUCUUGCCAGGACUGCGGAUACCCAACCACCCAGAUAGCAUGGAGAGUUUUGUCAUCCCCGAAUCUCAGCACAGUGGUAUCGAAAUGGACACCACCACUGAUGCAAUCGCGCCAUUGCCACAGCAGAGCUCCGAUGGUAUGCCACAGUCAGGAAAAGCACUGUCGCCGCGGACGUCAUCGCCUGUUGGCUCAGUUAAACUAUCGUUUCCUGCAGCGCGAAGCGCUGCGAUCACACCGAGACGCACGCUGCGGAAAAGAGAAAGGAAGCGUGUCAGCAAUGCACGACUUCGCCACGACGACUCUCAGAUCCACUUCGCAGCGAUUGAUUCGUCCUCGCCCUCGGGCGACGUUGAACCACAGCAUCUGACCGAGCGACAGAUCGAAAUUCGGGAGCGACAACGAGAUGCGUCUGUCCUGUUUCCUGAGCUGCGCUCGAGUGCUGGCCAAAACGCGGAUUCGCUGGAGCUGGAGCCACAAUUACCACAGCAAAUAGUAGAUCAUGCGGCGCGAGAGCACGCGGCGACACCCGAACGAAACCAAGCCUUUGAAGAUUUCGUGUCAUCAACGCCUACUCCUCGUCGGGGACAAGCUGCACUCAUCAUCGAGGAUCAUUAUGGGCUAGACGAAGUACCGUCCUCGCCACCUGAACCCCGGCGGAACUUGCUGCCUGAAAUGCGCACACGAUCCCGCAGUAGCAGUAGCAUCAUGGACGAUUUCCAAUUCUCAUCGUCACCAGUGCCGGGUUCACCAACACUUGAACAAAUGAACUCCGCCAAGGGCAAAAUAACUGUUCAGGACGACCCGGCAUUCGCAACCGACCAAUUCUCUACUCGCAACGAUGUGCCUCUCCCUGCGUCCGGGCUGGCAACGGUACAAGAUGGGCAAUCAUCUGCGCGGGUCAUGAGUCGACCAUCAACUCCGCCCAACAGACGACGCACGCGAUCGCGCAAGGAUUCACCCAAAUCUGACAACGAAAACGAAGAAUUUGUUGAUGCUCUCACCAGCCCCCAGCACAAGUCCCCACGGAUAAUCCAGAAAAACGAGGCACACCUUGCAAUGUCCAGCGAGACGAAUUCGACCAAUGGUGGACUUGUAUCUCGGUCUUUUGAUUUGAGUGAGGGCGAGGAGCGCAGCAUGGCACGCUUGAUUGUCGAGCUUGAUUCACGGAAGUGUGACCCAGUCCCACGACCUGACAGUCUGUCGCCGGUCCAAGCGGCUAAGAGAACUACUGGUCCAGUGAUGGAGUGCAUCACGGUCAAAGGAGAGUCUGACGCCGAAAUGAGCACUCCUCGCCGGAGUCCACGCCAUGCUCAGAUCACUGCACCGGUCAUUCCUUCAACUCCUAUGGAGAUCGAAAGUCCACAAAGCUCCCUCAGACGAUCUAGGAGAAAGAGGAAGCGGACGACGGAAGUUGCAGACUCGACACAAAAGAAACGGAAGCAUAAACUCGCCGGACAAGACGCAGAAGUAGAUGCGGGUUUGGGGAGUCAGGCCUGUAGCGACGAGUCCUCGCUAGCAGCACUUGAUACUUCAUUCUCUUCGGCCGCUGAGGACGGGAGUAUGGAACGGGAGCCUAGUCAAGAGCUUGGGGCACCCGCAACUUCAUCACCACUCGCGGUUCAGCAGGAUAAUGCCGACAUCGAAGCUGAGUAUAGCGACGCAAACAGCUCAGAUAUCAGCGAAAGCGAAGCUGUCAACUCUCAGCUGCUUGCCGAGGCCUCUCAAGAUAGCUAUGGCAGUCACUCGCAGCAGAGGCACGGUGCUGAUUCAGUUGUCCUGGUCAAGCACGAACCCGGAGCAGUUGGAAAUCUAGGCGAGAUUGUGGACGAGCAUCCAGUCAACGUGGUCAGGGAGGACACUACAGAAACCCCAUGGGUUGCCGGGAUUUCGGCCGAAGCAAACCCAGCUGCUAGCAUCAUAGCAUCGCUGCGGGCUGGCCUUUCCGCUCUACAGACAGCCCAGUUGAGUCGCAAGGAAGUGUACGAGAUUGAGGAUAUGUUUAUGGACAUCAAGAAGGCACUCUAUGCAGCGGAUGAGCGCAGUAGAAGCAGCCGGUGAAGAAGGCUUGGGCACAGAGUACAGGUGCGUGGGAGCAGACAACGUUGGCCUGUGUACAUGUUUUGUUUCAUUGUUUGAAAGCACCUUCAUUACUGGCGCGGCGUUUUGGGCGUAGGGCACUAGUAGGCGUAGAGGCCGGCGAAAAAGAGAUACAAGAAUACCAAAGACGGAUUGAAGGCUCUUUAACAAGGCAAUGAUCAGCUAAAGCUGGCGGAGGUACUGCGUGCCCCGCAUCAAGGCACUGGCCAGG